UUAGUCAGACUCAAAUCCAAGCGAGGCGACCGAGGCGCCAUCUUUCGUGCGUUUCUCCCUGCAACGAUGAGAAAAUGAUCUCGAAACCGGUGGCCCAUGCCACCUCCAAUCUGUAAAUAAAGGCGUAUAUGAAAAGAGCUCGUAUCCGAGCAAAACAUCGAUUCAUAAUAUAAAGAAAAAUAUACAUUUGCUAUCCAUAAUCCACUGAAGGGGACGGCAGCAGCAAGGUGUUGUCUAGUAUCAACCAUUUCGUGAUUCCGGAGCCGAUAGCGAAAAGGGUUCCUGAAACCGGGGUGUUUUUCACGAAGCGGACGCGGAUAUGGCAAAGGCGGCGGGGUUGCUUUACCAAACGGCUUAUUUCGUGCUUUGGUGACAUUGUUGUGAUACUGAAGCCAAAGGUCGGUGGAAUAGUUGCCGAAAUUCCCUCGGAUCGCGCGCCCGUCACGUGCCAGGCUGUGUAGUUGGGCUGGAGUGAAGGUUUGGAGGUGCAGGCUGCCGUGCCCAUUCCUCGGCCCUGCAUGGCUGCGAUGGCGCCCGCUUUGACCGACGCACCAGCCGAAGCCCGCCACAUCCGCUUCAAACUCGCCUCUCCCUCAUCCACCCUGUCCCCCGGCAGCACUGAGAACAACAGCAACGCCAGCAACAUCCUCAUCUCCGACUCGGUCUCGGACUCUGCCGGUAGCCACACCAACGGCAAGUGUCACGUCAGCGCCGACGACGGACAGAGCUUCGCCCAUUACCACAGCGUCAAGGGUCAGGAACAGGAACCCCUGUCUAAUGCCCCAUCUCUGGGCAAGCUGGCAACGUACUUGUGCUCUGAUGUCAAACCAUUGCCCUCGUCCACCAAAGUCAAGGAGUCACUGAAGCUGCAAGGUGUCCUCAUCAAGCAGUCGGUGCUGAAGAGCCACGGCCUGCUGAGCGGCUCCAUAUUCCCGAGCGCUGCUGCAGGCAGCGACUUCCUGCUGCGCAAGCGGCACACACUUGAGCUAACCAGAGGUCAGUUGAAGAGCCUUGUCAACGGUGCCGGAGCUGGAAGUACCAUGGUGCCUGUGAACGGACUCUCCAAGAAAGUGGCUGUACCUAGUGCGGCCGUGGCUGAGAAAGGCAGCGUGGCCACAGUGAAUGGAGACAGCAACCAGCCUUCCACCAAUGGGGAAGCGUUGUUAUCCGUGUCCUCCAAGUCUGUCGGUACCUUUGCAACCGGCGACGUGAAUCCACAACAGAAUUUGACACCAAGCGUUCAAGGUGUGUCAUCACAUAGGGAGCUCACGGCUUUGUCUGAAAGUACGGAGGUUAAAGCAGAACCGGAGAGUCCCGAUGUUGAAACAAACAGUAACAAUAUCGUAGACUGUCCCUUGUCCCUUAACUCUUUCCCAGUCCAUGAUGACUCAUCCGUUUCGACCCCCAACCUGGAGGCUCUGCUCCGGGAUUGGGCUCAGCAGAGCCAACACAGGCAAACGGACAUCGAAGGCCGCCUCCUAUGGAGGAGAGCUGAAGGGCGGUUUGCCAGGGAAAGAGCCACAAUCAUCAGUCACUGGACUUGGCUGCAGGCUCAGAUAUCAGACCUGGAGUACCGCAUCCGACAGCAGGUCGACAUCUACCGCCAGCUCCGCUCCAGCAAGGGUCCUGUGGAGCUGGGAGCCUCCGCCCAUUCCUGCCAGAGAACUGUAAAUAUGACGGAGACUAAUGAGAAUGUCCCGACCUCAGAAACAUCCCAGAAUUUCACAGAAUCCCAGUCUCGCUUGGUGGACACAUCUGAGAACGACAUCUCCAUUAGUAGUGUGGCAGAAGUGUCUGACACAUGCUUGUCAAGUCUGGACAGCAGCUGUACAUCCGCACGAACACGCCCACUGCUAACCUGCAGGAGACGACGUCUUAUCCACCCGAACACUGUCCACAAUCUCAACAGCAAGUUUCAGAGAGUGUCUUUCUCACCUCCAAGCGUGUGCGAGGUCAACGGCUUGUGUGUCAUGUGUGACAGUGCUCCUCCCCUCUCCAAACCAGACUUACCGUUUAAUCGCCCUCUGCUGGAGAGAGUCGCACAUCAAGACCGCAGCAUCCACCCUGUUCUUUCCAUGCAGUCGGAUGUUGCCCUCAGCUUACAGUUGAAGAAGGUCUUGAGAUCUCAUUGGCAGACUCGUCCGUUUGACAGGAUCAAACCGCUGAAGAAGAUCUCUCUCAAACACAAGCUCUCCAUCACACCUUCCUCCUCCUUCCUCUCUAAACACAAAUUCAGACUGUCAAACUCGCAUGCGGCUGCAGUCCGGUUGGCCCGUCACAAGAGCAGGUCGCAGAGGCUGCACAGGCUGCAGGUGGACAACAUCUUGUGUGUCCCAAAGCUGGAAACACUCACACCCUGCAGGCCGGAUCGUGUACUGCACCAGAGUCACAGCAGGAAGAGGGUCAGAGAGCAUUCACUGGACAGAGCAGACUCACCAAAAGUGGUGAUGGAUGCAUGUCCAAGUCCAUGUGCGUCUCUGUCCAGCCUUCAUUCGUCCAACACCAGUCCCUUGACCAGACAGCUCUCCCUCCCCGUUGAGAGCCGCACUCCUCUGGGAAACAGCGUGCCCGUUCGGAGAAGAAGAGGCGAGAGUCCGUUUGAUAUCAACAACAUCGUCAUUCCAAUGUCAGUGGCCGCCACCACCAGAGUGGAGAAGCUUCAGUACAAGGAAAUUCUCACACCCAGAUGGAGGGAAGUGGACAUUUUAGUCAAACCAUUGGCAGAGGAAGACAAUAACAUUCCGGUGGAGGACCUUUCAGAAGGAGCGUUCGCUAAACUCCACCAGACGUUAGAGGAUCAGGAGCGCUCUCGCUGGCGAUGGACGGCUCUCGCACCCGCCAAGAGGAGAGGCAGCAGGUCCUAUAAAUCACUGGACGGGCGAACGACACCAUCAAUAGUGGGAACGAACCCUUCGACGCCUCAGCCCUCAUCCCCAGACGCAAGUCACUUCCACCUCCUGCAGGACUACGGGCUGGUGCAGUCACCCCUGAGCCCACCCAGCCCCGACACGCCGUGCUCCCGCGACGCACACACACCUCACACCAGAGACACACACAGACUGUUGUACAGCGAAGACACGUGCGGCUCCACUUCAGACUGCACCUUUGAGGAGAUGACGGUCCAGCCCUGGGAACCCAGGAGUUUUCCUUUACCUGAGGACCCGAUAGUGGAGCCCGAGACGGACAAGAGUCAACCGAGCUUUCCUACAGGCCUACAGGAGUCAGAGAGCGACGCUUCAGAGCCGUGACGAUCAACUGAUUAACGACCUUAAAACCACACCUCCUAUGGCAUUAAUUGAGAAGAAAACUCGUACUAAUCAAAACAAACAAACAAAAAAAUCUGUCAGGACUUCUGUUGUUUGAUAUUCAAACAUCACCCAAUUAUUUUCACAGUUUUUAGUGAAUAUCACCGAACAUAGAAAGCUAAACCUGUCUUCUAAAACUCUUUUCUCAGAAGAAAAAAUGUAAACGAGAUGUAUGAAAGUUGUUUCCAUAAAUGUUUUCAUAGUCAGCUAAAUAUAUCAUUGGGACUUGGUGUGGUAUUCUAACCUGUCAGGUGAACACUAUGUAGUGCACUGUGUAGCAGACUUAAGAGGGCUUGACCAAAGGGUGCCUCUCUGCUGACUUCUAUAUGUAUGCUUGUGUUGUGAAGUGACAAACCAAAACCCAACGAAAAUACUUGUCCGUGUUAUUCUCGAUUGAAGGUCACGUUCCAAUCUCCUCAGUUAAAAAGCACUUCACAGGGCGUCAAUAUCUUGCUCUCUUCCUCGACCCUCCCUUUUUAAUAAUUUCCCACCAGCAUAUGGAGUGUGGCUAUGCUGAUGGUCAUGGCAUUAUGUAUCUCAAUGCUAAUGGAGAAAUUGCAAGCUCUGCGAAACGAAGCCUUUUAGUGCACAUUAGUUUAGCUCUCACACUUGGGCCCUUGCGUGUUCCAGGCUCCUUCUACAUCAUCUGUUGAGGUUGUACUUUGUAUUCCUUCUGAAAGGAGCCAGAUGUUUCACACAGACCUGCCCUUCUCAGGUUAUGCAGUUGUAUGGAAACUUGUGUUAACAAGGCGUCUGUUUUUCUUUCACUUUGUCGGUGUGACCCCAUAUUAGUGUUCUUAUUCUGCACUGUCGCCCCUUUGAAAAUCUACUUGCUAUGCAACUCAACAUUAUUGUUGUGGCCCUGUCCUUUUUCUUUUUCAUACAAUCACAAUUGUCUUUUUUAAAUUUCUUUGACGUGUCUUUCUCUUCAUAGCUGUUUGAGACAGGUUUCAUUGUAAUUCAGACUGUUUCAGAUGUUAAAUCAUUUGCAGAAAAAAAAGAAAAGAAAAAGAAAAACACCCUUUUGUAAAUAGUACCAUUAAAACAAA
Molecule: messenger RNA, 4354 nt
Organism: Sinocyclocheilus grahami
Lineage: Eukaryota; Metazoa; Chordata; Actinopteri; Cypriniformes; Cyprinidae
Product: KAT8 regulatory NSL complex subunit 1-like
Exons: 14
Coding region: 519-3248 (909 amino acids)
Cellular component (GO): NSL complex
Molecular function (GO): histone acetyltransferase binding
Source: RefSeq, a predicted model, not a curated record